Molecule: messenger RNA, 7982 nt
Organism: Penaeus chinensis
Lineage: Eukaryota; Metazoa; Arthropoda; Malacostraca; Decapoda; Penaeidae
Product: roquin-1-like
Exons: 15
Coding region: 403-3585 (1060 amino acids)
Molecular function (GO): metal ion binding
Source: RefSeq, a predicted model, not a curated record
AGCAAAAUGGACAGAAAGUGGAUCAUAGAAAUUGAGAAAUAAGACCACUAUUAAUUAAAUAUUAAUGCAAUCCUUCCCAAAUCGACCAGCGUUUAAGACCAAACAACUACAAAAAGAUGAUAUAGUGCGAAUCCACCGCAAGUCAUUCAAGCAAGCCAGCUAUGCCUCCGUAGUAAUUCCUGGAUUCAAUAUGGCUUCCCUUAAGGAAUGGUGACAUGACCUCAACACGCAAAUGCUUCAAAGCUCUGCUUGGAUGGAAACGCUGAAGAAAAUAUACGUUGCAAAGUUGAAAAAUGAUAGUGAAGGUGAAGAUUCAGAGAAUAUCAACGUAAUACUGUUAGUCCAAGGUCAGGAAAGCUGAAAUGCUGGUCAAGAGUUGACAAGUAGUACGAGUCUGGGAGCAUGCCGAUCCAGGCCCCCCAGUGGACGGAGUUCCUGUCGUGCCCCAUCUGCUGCCAUGAGUUCGAUGGUGGCCAGCGCGGGCCCAUCAGCCUUGGGUGUGGACACACAGUGUGCCGUGCUUGCCUUGCCAAGCUCCAGCGCAAUCAGUGUCCAUAUGACCAGACUGUAAUGAGACUGGAGCUGGACCAGCUUCCGGUCAAUGUUGCACUGCUGUCACUGGUGGGGGCUGGGACGAACGUGGAGGAGGGAGACCUGCCCCCCCCUCCACCAGUGCCCCCGACUCACACCCGGAAAUACUUCAUAGCCGUGAAGUGCAUCAAAGAUCUUGCACUAUUUCUCAAACCCUUCUCUGGCACUGGAACAAAUGGCUCGACAUCACUCCUCUCCCGCCCUAUGCAACGGAAGCUGGUCACCCUCAUCAACUGUCAACUAGUGGAAGAUGAGGGCAGAGCCAGGGCGGUCCGGGCAGCACGAUCGCUCGGGGAACGCACCGUCACAGAACUCAUUUUACAACACCAGAACCACCAGCAGCUCUCUGCCAACCUCUGGGCUGCAGUCAGAGCAAGAGGGUGCCAGUUUCUGGGGCCUGCAAUGCAAGAAGAGGUGCUGAAAUUGGUAUUGUUGGCCUUGGAAGAUGGAUCUGCUCUGUCUAGGAAAGUUUUGGUCAUGUUCGUCGUCCAGCGCCUUGAACCACACUUCCCACAGGCUUCCAAAACAAGUAUAGGACACGUAGUACAGUUGCUUUACCGUGCCUCGUGUUUCAAGGUAUCAAAACGAGAGGGUGACUCCUCCCUCAUGCAGUUGAAAGAGGAGUUCCGGACAUAUGAGGCACUCAGAAGAGAACACGAUGCCCAGAUUGUCCAGAUUGCCACAGAAGCUGGAUUAAGAAUAGCACCUGAUCAGUGGUCAUCCCUCUUGUAUGGGGACACCGCUCACAAAUCUCAUAUGCAAUCAAUCAUUGACAAACUGCAAACCCCUCAGUCAUUUGGUCAGUCAGUGCAGGAAUUAGUGAUAGCGCUUCAGAGAACAGGUGACCCUGGACAGCUGUCCUCCCUGCGGCCCCAGCUGGAAUUACUGGCAGCGCUAGACCCCUCCCCUGAUGCACCACCCCCAGGAUGGGAGCCCUGUGCUGCUGCAAUGGAGGCUGUCCGAGCUGUUGUCACAGGACUUGUCCACUUCAUACAGCACCACGGCAAUAGGAAGUUACCAGAUGCACAUCAUCCACACAAUGCUAAAUACAAGACAAGCAUGUGCCGGGAUCUGACACAAAGAGGGGGGUGUCCAAGAGGUAACAACUGCACUUUCGCUCAUUCAGAAGAUGAGCUUGAGAAGUACAGAAACAGGAGUCGGAAACAUGGCAAAGGCAUUCCUCAGCCACCCCCAACGCCUGCGACUAAGUUGCAGCCUCCUCCUACACAGACAUACCAACAGCUGUCACACCCCACACAACCACAACAACCUCAGCAGCAAAAUGUUGAUGCUGUCAUUGCCCCUAACAAUGGAGAAUGUGUUGCUGUUCCUGUCAUACAGAAGGCUCUUCCUGUUGAAGAAAUACCCCAAGCAGGUGCAGUACCACCAGCCCCAACCUCAUUUGACCCAAAUAAAUAUGUUUCUAUCCAGCCUCACACUCAGGCAAUGUCAGUCCUGCCAGCUCCCACGCCAGCUCCAGCCAUUGUGCAACCUGCUUUGGCAGCAACACCACUCUAUGCAACUCCAGUUGCAGAAUAUACCUAUAGUUCUUUCCCUUGCCAGCCACCGGUAUUUGCACAACCUACGCCUGGGCCACAACCUCUUCAGUCAGCAGCAGCAGCAGCAGCGGCAGCAGCGGCAGCUGCUGCUGCAGCUGCUGUCUUCCCUGGUCAGCCUACAGCUAUUUUGCCAGAUAUGUAUGGCUCCAAUCCACCUGUGUUAGUCAAUACAACACCUGUAUAUAAUAUUCAUGGUCCAGGAAGUGAAUUUUGCAUUCCAGUUGCUAAUACCAGCUCCAAAGGAACAAAUUCCUCUCCCCUUUCAACCUGGUCUGAAAGUACAACUACUACAAGCAGUGCUUCAUCUAUGUCUGUUGUUUCAAAGAUAGCCAACAAAUCUAUGGAAGAACUGAAGGAAAGGAAGGAAGCUAUACUGAAUCAACUUGAGAACAUUGUUGGGAAAGAAGCGACCAAUCGUGUUGCCACAGAAAUUGCAAAUGGUGAGGAGCCAAUCAAGUCCCAGGAGUUCACAUCCACAUACAGCAUAUGGACCUCUGGUGCUAACUUUUACAAUGUGCCCAAAAUGGUAGAGAAGAACUACGACCCGUCGACUGGCUACCGCACUGACAUAUCAAAGAAAGAUGAGGUCAACCCCAAGAGGAAAGAUGACUUUAUCCCAUUCGACCCCCCGAUAGUCAGUCGCUUUGGGCCCAUCUCAAGAAUGUCAAGAUCAGUGAUCCGGCCUUCCAACCCCAUUCAGGUAUCUGCAAGUAAUACCACUGAACCUGCCACCACACCCACUGUAAGAAGACCAGUCCCUGCAAUUUCACCCAUGCCACAGGUUCUCUAUCAGCCCGGAGGCUAUACUCUAGGGUUCAUGGCAUACACUCCCACGGCCCUCGACCACAUGAACACGGUGGGCCAUGGGAUCCUUGAUCCCCCACACUUGCACAUGUCCCAGCUGGAGCCUUCAGGGAUGAGACCAAGCGACCCUGUGCCCAACACCUACGAUGGAUUAAAUCCUGCGGAUCAGGAGGAUUGUUUCAGGCAGCAGCUCAACUCUGUCACUGAAGGGAUUGAAACCAUUAUGGUGAAUGCGCAUUCGGUGGCUGAGUGUGAAGAAAUGAGACUCAAGAAAGAGUUGAGUCUGGUCAUGAAUGGAAUUGAAGUGAAGCGCAAAGAGAUGGAGGAGAGAGUACCUGCACAGAAUAAACGUGGUGGAGGUUUGUUGGCCGCUUGCUGGAGCGCCAACAGGCUUGGAGGCCAUGGUGAUCGCUUGACACCACCACUGUCGGAGGCCCUCAUACCUAUGGUUCUGACAUUGUGGCUCAUCCGAUCACCACCAUUUCCAUCUCAACAGCCCAUCCAUGACUGCUUCUUGAAUAUCACACUUGAGAAAUCAAGCAGGUCUCUGUCAGAGGAAGAGGAAGACAAAGAUCUUGGAGAUUUUGAGAAGAAUUGGAAGUUUGAUUUUGAUGAAGGUGAAAAGGAAUAAUUCAGGAUAGAAUGACCACGAGGGAAUUUUGCAAUUUUAUACAAAGAGAUAACAGAAAGAAAAAUGGAAUGGAACAUUUAAAUUCACCUAUUUAUAAUAUAAAAGAUAGACCAGUUGUCUGUGCUUGUGAAACAAUGAGUGGCAUUCAGGAGAGAGAAAUGAACCCGAGCAUAUAUUCCCUCUUCGUAUAUUGUGUGUAAGAGAAGCGUCAGAAUGGACACUUUUAUUAUAUUUCUCAUAUUUGAGGAGUUCAUUUGAUUUCUGACACUUUAUGCAAAUAUUUGAUUGAUGUAAUCAAGUUGCUCUUCAGAGUGACUGCAAUUGUGAAUACAUCUUUACAGUUUAUUGUUUUCAUCAUCAUAAUCAUCAUUAUCAUGAAUGUUUAGAACAAAACAUUUUUCAGCUACAUUUGUAUAGUAAUUAUUAUUUCUCACAUGUCUAUAGUAGAAUGUGUUGAAGAUGGGUAAAUUGGAGCGUGAUAAUCUUUGUUGAAUCAGUCAUUGCUGUGUGAUCAUCAAUCAAUGAUGUCAUGCAGUUUGUCAUCAGAAUGUCUUGUGAAUGAAUGUUCAUCAACUUUCUCCUUACUGAUUUUAAAAAGGCAAAGGUAAAAUUCUAGGAGAUUUAACCCUAGUAUGAAUUUUAAGAAUAAAAAAUACAAAAUGUUGAUUCAUAUGUUCUCCAAAAACUGCAGUGAUUCUGUGGAAGAUUUUUUGAAAGAUACAAAAAAACUCUUGCCUUUUAGACCAAACUGACCAUAGCUCAUACCAGCAUUGCAGAGCUUCAUUAGUUUCAGAAUAUCAUUUUGUCACCAGUAAAAUUUAAGAGGCUGAAAGUUCAUUUCAUUUCAUUUUUCAUUCUUUCUUUCAUUCUAGUUUUACAUUAAUAAUGGUCAUGCAUUGUAAGAAAGCAAACAAGAGUAUCCUCCACAGUUUCACCAGUUAAGUUGGCUUUGACAUCUGUGCCCUUCAGGUAUAUUCAUUUUUUUACAAAAAAUCACUGCCUGUUGAAACCCAUUGUCUGAUAUAUGUUAAUGUUUGCCAUGAUGAAUACCUUGUGUGUGUUUCAUAUUGGAAUAGUAUGUAUUAUAUUGUACAGUAGACGAAAUCGGUAAGAGACUUCAGUGCUGUUUCAUAUGAUUCAGAAUAGUAUUAAUAUGUGUUUAACACUGAAGAAGAAUGAAUUAUGAGACACAAAUGCUGGAAGACCUCUUUUGCUUGGAAAGAGAAGAAAACUCACUUCAAGAUGGUUGUAGAGUUUUUAGUUUCUCUAUUUUUCACUUUGCUAAGAGGGCCCUUUUAUACAAUAACCAUCUCUUUAUUUUGCCUUGGUGCCAAAUAUGUAUAUGGACUUAUUUCCUUUUUUGAUUUUUUUUUUUCUGACUCAUACUUUUUUAUCUUUUUGUGAAUGAUUUCAGUUGUCAGGGGAGGAGGCUGGCAGUAUGAGAAAUAGAAAUAAGAGAUUUGUGGGUCUAUUGUCCUUUCAAGCAGAGAGGUCCAGCAUAUCCCAACUAGACAUUUCCUAUUUGGAAACUAUGUUACUUAAUGGGAAGUGUCCAAAUUACAUGAACACUUUAAAAAAUAUAUGUAUUGUAAUAAAAAGAAAGGAAGAGAAUUGCUAACUGAGCAUGUAUUUGUUUCUUUCAAGUCAUCUCUUAAGAAUUUUUGAACAUUUGAAACCCUUGCUUUUUUGUAAAAAACAUGGGCUAGCUUGCUAGUUUAAACAAAAAAAAAAAGAAUUAAAACUUAAUGUUGAUGUGUAUUUCUUAACAGAAAUGUUUGGUUAGUGCUAGACUGUCAAGAUGUAACUUUCACUGAGUGGUAGCAUCAUAAGGAUGGUGAAGAACUAGUGUAAACUAAUGAUUUCAACCAACAGUGACUGAAAAGAUGGUGUUCAUGUUACAGAGCCUAUAUUAGGAAUUUUUGAAAUUGAUAAAAAUGUACUCUUUUUAUCAAUAAUUGAAAACAUUGAUUUGCGGUGGCAAGAUUAUUGAUAUUAGUAUCGAAUUCACACUUCCCAAUGGGAAUUUUCUUUUAUUUAACCUCUUUGUUUACUAGGUGUACUUUGUUUUGCAAAAUCCUGUGCGGUAGGAUGGUGUAGAUUUUACAUUUGAUAUUUUCUGCAUAUGGUCAUUUGCAUUUGCUUGUAAUUAACAGAUAACAUUUUGAAAUUCAAGUUUUGGGGUCUUGCAGCAUGACAUAGUUACUGUCAUCUGUAAUUAUUUUUUUAUUUUUUUUUUUUCAUCAUACUGCAUCUUAGUCCAUCUGUUUAUAGAUGUGAAGCAUAUUCUCAAGAAUGAUUCCACUAUGAUAUAACAGUUGCCUACACUGUUCACUGCAGACACACCUCAGAAUGUAAUGCAUAGCUUGACUUCCAUAUGUUCUUUGUCAUGACUAACAAGGGCUCGAGAGUCUUUAGAAUUUGGAUUAAGUAUUAUUUGCAAUAUUUUUAAGCCAUUAAUGUUUGCAGUCUUUACUGUUUAGAAGUAGCAGCUAUUCAGAAACUGCUACCACAGAAUGAAUAUAUAUCAAUAUUUGCAUGUAUAGAUUAGUUUUAGUUUUGAAAAUGUUACAGGUAAUCCACUUUGCCUCAAUUAAAAGGAUCUGUGGUUUCACCACAGACUAGCAAAAGAUUCAUAUCAUCAAGGUUGCUUUUUUAAUCUUGACUUUGUCACUGAAGGCAACAUUUGUAAUCAAAUAAUUUUGUGGAUAUUUCUGGAGAUGUUUUCAGCAUAGAGAAAUCCUCCACAAGUAUUCAAAGACAUUUUAUUUUAUUUCAUCUAAGGUAUAUCAACUGGUUGCCAAUCAGAAAGUAUAUCUUACCAAUGUUCUUCUUGUCCAACAAAGGCAAAUCAGCAAGGAGGUGUUCUUAACUAUAGCUUUUCUGUCAAUGUUAACAAUGUAUGUAUAUAUUCAGUUUGUAAUUUGUCUGUCAUAGGGAGCAGAGGACUCACUUUGCUGAAUAGUGGUAAAGCUAAUUCAUACUUUGGGAUCAGCUGUUAUGAGCAGUGUUAAAUACACCUCUUAUCCAUCAUACUUUUAAAUGAGGAAAAGGUAAAAUUACAGUGCUUUAAAGAAAUAAAUGCAUGAAGAGAAAAAAAAAGUGAUUUACCUUGGAUUGGACAAAGAAUGUUGAAAGUGGUCUAUGAUUAAACACUUAGACUGGUAAUGUUAGUGACUCAAGAGUAGGUGGGUUUAGUAAAGUGGGCUAAGUGUGUUACAUUUAAAAAAAGAGGUUCUUCUGUGGAAUGAAAUGGUAAUCAACUUUGGUUCUGUUUUUGCUGAGGAUGAGGUGGGUAGUGCGUUCCAAAGCUCAUAAUGGUUGGUCUCGUCACAUGGUGUGGUGAAGCCAGAGAUGCAGCCAGGUGUAGAACCCUGUUUGUAGUGGUUAGUGGCCGUUACAUGGUCUUAUAGAAGCUUUUUAUCUAUGUCCUUUUUGCAAAUGAUACAAUAUUAUAUCGUAAAGUGAAAGGUAGGAUUGUUAAUAUUUUGAUUUUCAAUGAAAGUAUGGUAUCCUUGAGGUAUUAUGUGUUACCUCUGUAUUGCAGUGUUACCUUUUCUGUGAAAUGGAAUUAUCUAUUGGGCUUUGUAUUAGCCUGAAGAAAAUGUUAGAACUCCUUAUAGGAAUACAAUGACAUUUUGGUCAAAUUUUUGUGCACAUUAAAUACCUCCUAAUCCAAACUUUCAUCACAGUAACACAGUAAAGCUUGUUAAGAAUAAAAAUACAAAAAAACAAGAAAAUGACACAAAAAAUAACAUACAAUCUAGGUGUGUUUAACAUAUCUUGGUUGUGUUUAGUGCUGACGGUGCUGCAUUUGACACAGCCUGUAAUAAAACAGAUGCAGAAUACAGGUGAAGGAGGUUUUCAGAUGUGUUUCCUGGUAGCAACUCUGGUCUGGUGGAUAGGGUCUCACAGUGAGAAGUUUGGGGACCUUUCUGUGUUGUCUGUGUCGCAGCAACAAACAGACAGAAAGAAACAUGUGCCUCGUCCAAUUGGAAACUCUGAACUGAUUUAUAGUUUGUAGUAGUGUUUUUACAAAAAUAAUUAUUUUGAAAAAAAAUCUCUUAUUUUUUUUGUAGCUUAUGAGUUAAAAAUUUAUUUUUGUUAUUAAUAUUUUGCAGUAGCCAUUUUAGUUACUGAGAAACUGAACUUAUGAUUUAAGUAUAGUUUUUUUGAAGAAAAGAAAAAAAGGCAGAUUCUCCAUAUCAUUGUAUAAGGCCUAGAUUAGAAUUCAUAAAGUACUGUACAAACUAGAUAAAACUGUCUUGUUUGUUGAGGAGCCUGGCAUCAUGGAAAGGUCUCACGCAGAUGUUAGCAUGUUGCACAUGUAUUAUUACGAUUAUAUUAAUCAAUAUUAUGUCAUGUAAUUGCCUAUGAAAUAAAUCACUCAUGUCAAUUUA